GCGGUCAUGCUGAGCUUUGUCACUUUCCCCUCCUCUCAUUCUCUUUGGUCAUUUUUGAAACGGACUACUAGCUCACAAAGUCGAUGGAGAAAGAAGUCAUUUUUUAUCACUUGCCCGGCGAAAACAAAGGGCAAACUGUCAAAAUAGAGUAGAAUCUGUGACAAAAAGUAGAAUCUGGAUAGAGAGAGAUAGAGAGCUCGAAACCUUGGAAACUUGUUCAGGGAGAACUUAUCCUCCAUCAUCUUGAGCUAAAAUCAGAAAUGAGUCUUGCUGUUUUUCUCUUCGGUCUUUUUAUUUUCAUGAUGAAUGGAACUGGGGUCAGUGCAAACUCUGAGUUAAGAGCUCUCAUGGACAUGAAAGCUGCCUUGGACCCAGAGGACAUGUACCUCUCUUCUUGGACUAUGAAUGGGGAUCCAUGUGAUGGUUCCUUUGAGGGUGUAGCCUGUAACGAUAAGGGUCAAGUGGCUAAUAUUUCCUUGCAAGGAAAGGCUCUCCAUGGAAAGCUAUCUCCUGCUAUUUCUGGGUUAAAGCACUUGACAGGCCUUUACUUGCAUUAUAACUCUCUAUAUGGGGAGUUGCCCAAGGAAAUAGCGAACUUGACAGUUCUAAGUGACCUGUAUUUGAAUAUGAAUAAUCUCUCCGGCGUAAUACCUCCGGAGAUCGGAAACAUGGAGAAUUUGCAAGUUCUGCAGCUUUGUUAUAACCAGUUCACCGGAAGCAUACCUCCCCAGCUCGGGUCUUUGAAGAAGCUUAAUGUUCUUGCUCUGCAAUCCAAUCAACUAUCUGGUGCAAUCCCAGCGAGUUUAGGUGAUUUGAGCGUGUUAAUGAGACUAGCCUUAAGCUUCAAUCGCUUAUUUGGCUCAAUUCCCACCAAACUAGCCGAUGCUCCUCUGCUUGAAGCUCUGGAUGUUCGGAACAACUCUCUCUCUGGCAAUGUACCUCUGGCUCUCAAGAGACUGAAUGAAGGGUUUUUGUAUCAAAACAACUUGGGAUUAUGUGGGGCUGGUUUUAUGAAUUUGACCGCUUGCAAUGUGUCGGAUCUUCUUAAUCGAAGCAGACCUGAACCCUUUGGACCAGGUUCCACUGCUUUGCCAACAAGGGAGAUUCCUGAAACAGCAAAUUUGCGGUUGCCUUGUAACCAAACGCACUGCUCAAAUUCAUCGAGAUCCCAUCAUGCUUCAGUUGUUGUUGGUGCAGUGAUCACAACUAUUGCUUUGUCUGCUAUAGGAAUCCUUACAUUUACUUACUAUCGUCACCGGAAACAGAAGCUUGGUAACUCAUUUGAAAUUUCUGAUAAUCGUCUAAGUACAGAUCAGGGCAAAGGUGUUUACAGGAAGAGUGGCUCUCCUCUAAUCAGUCUCGAGUAUAAUGGAUGGGACCCUUUAGCUGAUGGUAGGAAUUUCAGCAGACAUGAGCAAGAUGUUUUCCAGAGCUUCAGGUUUAACUUGGAUGAGGUGGAGACUGCCACACAGUACUUCUCAGAUGUAAAUUUUUUGAGUAAGAGUGACUUUUCUACAACAUACAAGGGUAUUUUGAGGGAUGGCUCUGUUGUUGCUAUCAAGAGCAUUAGUAAAAGUAUCUGCAAGUCGGAAGAAGCUGAAUUCGUGAAGGGAUUGAAUAUUUUGACAUUGCUGAGGCAUAAGAAUUUAGUGAGGCUUAGAGGAUUCUGUUGUUCAAGGGGCCGAGGGGAGUGCUUUCUUGUUUACGAUUUUGUUCCCAAUGGUAAUUUGCUGCAGUACCUUGAUGUGAAAGAUGGUGAUGCCCAUGUUCUCGAAUGGUCCACCAGAGUUUCUAUUGUGAAGGGGAUUGCCAAAGGUAUAGCCUAUUUGCAUGGAUACAAAGUGAACAAACCUGCUUUGAUUCACCAAAACAUUACAGCUGAAAGUGUGCUUGUAGACCAGCGAUGCAAUCCAUUGCUCGCAGACUCUGGCUUACAGAACCUUCUUACAAAUGAUGUGGUAUUCUCAGCACUCAAGGCCAGUGCAGCAAUGGGUUACCUAGCUCCUGAGUAUGCAACAACUGGCCGAUUCACAGACAAAAGUGAUGUUUAUGCAUUUGGCGUGAUUGUUUUCCAAGUUCUCACAGGAAAGCGAGAAGUUUCUAACUUAGUGCGUCUAGGAGCUGAGUCCUGCAAAUUUCAAGAUUACAUUGACCCCAAUCUUCAUGGGAGGUUCUUCGAAUAUGAAGCAGCUAAGCUUGCAAGGAUUGCUUGGCUUUGCACUCAUGAGUCUCCUAUUGAACGACCAUCAAUGGAAGCUGUUGUUCAAGAGCUGGGUAACUGUAGUAGCUGUCUCUAGUUUCCAUGAACAUUUUCUUGAAUGGUUAGGCAUCAAAUGUGUGAGAUGUGGAUGAAUGUGUCCACUAACUGAACCUUAGGAUUCCUUGCUGUUUGUAUCGUGGUGUCCUCUAACUAAGCUUUCUAAUAAACUUAUAACUUUCUAGUAAAACUAGUGCGGUGAAAACUUGAAAGGGAAUUUGUGACCUUGUUAGCUGUGGUGGGCUGAGGUCCCCAUUUGAUCCUGUACCGUAUUGGCAAUGAGGGACAACUUGACUUUGCUGCACGUGAAAUUCUAACAAAGUCGUGACUAUGUUGUAAGGAACAAAUCGAAUUUUCUUUCAUGAUAAUGUAAUAUGACGUUGUA
This is a messenger RNA of Manihot esculenta (cassava), 2642 nucleotides long. Its product is annotated as probable leucine-rich repeat receptor-like protein kinase At5g63930. The coding region runs from base 261 to 2297 and encodes 678 amino acids. Gene Ontology annotation, biological process: protein phosphorylation. Gene Ontology annotation, molecular function: protein kinase activity; ATP binding; protein binding. Lineage: Eukaryota; Viridiplantae; Streptophyta; Magnoliopsida; Malpighiales; Euphorbiaceae. The transcript has 4 exons. The record is from RefSeq and is a predicted model, not a curated record. Gene Ontology annotation, cellular component: plasma membrane.